AUGGCGUCUCAAACUUGCCUAAAGGCGUUCUUCGUGUUAAUCGGAUUAGUCAGUAUAGCCCAGUCAGCGUAUAUUGCCAACGACGUCGUUUCGGAUUAUGCGGAGGUCAAAGAAUUGCUGGCCGCUUUCUAUAGAAAACAUGCAAAGAAAUACGGACACGACUAUGAUCCGGUGGCUAUCCAAGCUAUUGCUGAAAACAUGGAUAAAGCAGUGAAAGAUGACAAGACGGAAGCAACUGUCAACAGGAAACUUUGGAAUGAAGUUUUCGAAAACGACAUUAUCUUGACUCUCCCUCAGGCUGAAUCACUUCUCUCCGAGUCAAAUAACCCAAGAUCCAAAAGACAAGCUCACCCAGAUCCAAGAAACUUCUGGCCAAACCUAACCAUCUCCUAUGAAUUCUACGGCGGAGAAGAGACUUGGCGUCAACUCAUCAGAAGUGCAAUCAGACACGUCGAGCAGAAUGUCUGCUUCAGAUUCAAGGAGAAUGGUGGAGAUAGAGAUGGAUUGAGAUACUACAGAGGAAAUGGAUGCUGGUCAAACGUUGGUAGAGUUGGUGGUAAACAGUUGGUAUCGAUUGGAUACGGAUGUGAUAGUCUUGGAAUCGUCUCCCAUGAAACUCUCCAUGCUCUGGGACUCUGGCACGAGCAAUCUCGAGAUGACCGUGACAACUACAUCAGUAUUGUAGCUGACAAGAUUACUAGAGGAACCGAAGGAAACUUUGCCAAAAGAACGCCAGCUAACAGUGAUAACCUUGGGCAACCGUAUGAUUUGGGAUCUGUUAUGCACUAUGGUGCAAAGGCGUUCUCUUAUGAUUGGUCCAGUGAUACCAUCAAAACUAGAGACUGGAGAUAUCAAAACACAAUUGGACAAAGAGACGGACUCUCAUUCAAAGACGCGAAAAUGAUCAACACUAGAUAUUGCAGCAAUGUUUGUCAAAGACAACUCCCGUGCAUCAAUGAAGGAUACACCGAUCCAAACAACUGUAGCCGUUGUCGUUGCCCAUCUGGAUACGGAGGAACUUAUUGUGAAACUGUUGAGUAUACAUCAUGCGGAGGAUCACUCACUGCUUCCUCUUCAUAUCAGAAAAUUGAGAGCGGUAUUGUGCAAGCCGAUGCGAAUUGCGUGUGGCGAAUUAGAAACCCUGGAGGAAACGUCGAGGUUGUUUUUGACAAAGUGAACUUCCAAUGUUCGGAUCCAUGUCAAAGCUAUGUGGAGGUGAAGUACUUAUCACAGAAAACUUCUACAGCACGACUCUGCUGCAGUUUACCAUCGGUUAUCCGAUCGGAGGGAGAUGACGUCAUCAUCAUUUACAGAGGAACACCGUCGACAGCUUAUGGAUGGAAAGGCUUCACUCUGAGAUACAGAGCGCUGGGAGGAACGCCAACAACAAUUGCCACUACUCGGCCAACUUAUGCUACCACGACUAGACCAUACUGGACAAGAACGGCGAGUGGAUGGAUUCACAUUCAAAACCCACCACUGUACACGCCUGACGGCCAGAUCUACACCUCGGAUGAGCAAUCGGCGGAAACUCUCGAUUCCUCUGAGGAGCUUUUUGAUCCGAGCACUACUGUUUCUUCUUCUUCUCCUUCUGCUUCACCAGCACUGCUUCUUCCCUCAGAUGCCUCUCCAAAGAGACCAUCUGCACAAGAGCAUGAUCUAUCGCAACUUUCCCAGAAUGCUUUAACUCGUCCUACGCCGACGACGACUUACGCUCCAGCUUUAGCUUCGUGGAGUGCUUGGGGAGAAUGGUCCGCUUGCUCUCAACCAUGUGGAGGAUGUGGAACCAGAACUCGAGUAAGAGCAUGUUAUGGCGGUAACCAAGUUUGCGCCGGAAGUAAUUUGGACAGACAGAGUUGCAACACUCAAGUCUGCGCUAAGCCGAAGAAAGGAAUGAUCUGCAAUGGACGUCUUCUACUUCCGUGCGAUUUGCUUGCCAAGCUCAACUUUGGAUCCAACAACUAUUUGAAUCCAAAAUUAAAGCAAUCCGGAUUUGCGCGUUCCAGCACUCUCCCACUGCCACGCAUCUCUCAACGUAAACCAGUACUCCGUCAAGAAUUGGAAGUACACCCACCAACUGAAAGAUUCCUCUCGUCCACAGUGAGAAGAGUGAAGAGACAGACGGCUACGAGAUUCUGUGAAAAACGUUUCAUAUACCAAUGCCCUACUGCUCUUCUCACCAUCCAAAUGGAGUACAAGGAACCGGCUCAGGGAGCCAAUGACGCCUAUUUCCAACAAUACCCAGAAUGCUGUUCGGGAUACACACCAAGAAGAGGCACCUGCUACAAAAACUAA
Caenorhabditis remanei is the source of this 2295-nucleotide messenger RNA. RefSeq lists its product as uncharacterized. The record is from RefSeq and is a predicted model, not a curated record. Gene Ontology annotation, biological process: molting cycle, collagen and cuticulin-based cuticle; proteolysis. Gene Ontology annotation, molecular function: zinc ion binding; metalloendopeptidase activity. The coding region runs from base 1 to 2295 and encodes 764 amino acids. The transcript has 19 exons. Lineage: Eukaryota; Metazoa; Nematoda; Chromadorea; Rhabditida; Rhabditidae.